AUGGAAUCAAGUAAAGAAUGUGAGACUUCUGAGAGCAAGGAGGGAUCUCUUACAGCUGCCCAGAAGGCUCGCCUGGAACGGAACAGGAGCAGGGCCCUCGCACUCAGAGAAGCUCGACUCGUCAAACGUCCAGCAGCCGACAAGAAGGACCACAUCGAAAAGAAGUCUAUCCGUCCUCCGGUGGACUCCGGCGGGGGCUUCCUCCUGGAGGCCGAGGAGGAGGAGUCUCCCCCCGCGCCCCGCGCCCCGCACGCACCCAUCGUGCACCGACCCGACCAGCCGCUCUGUCUACACUGCGGCCAGCCCUUCCCGCAGUCCUAUCUGUUGGACACAUUCGACUACAGCGCCUGUGACGGCUGCAGGGACGACGAGGACAAGCACGAGCUCAUCACGCGGACGGAGGCCAAGAGCGAGUUCCUGCUCAAGGACUGCGACCUGGACGCUCGGCCGCCGCCGCUGAGGUGUGUGAGGCGCCGCAACCCGCACCGAGCGCGCUUCGCCGAGAUGAGGCUGUACCUGCGGGUGCAGGUGGAGCAGCGCGCCCUGGACGUGUGGGGCUCGGAGGAGGAGCUGCGGCGGGAGCGUGAGGAGCGGGACCGGCGCCGCGAGCGAGCCGCCGACACCGCCGCGCGCCGCCGGCUGAGGGCGCUCAGGAUGGACGUGCGCUCCAGUCUGUUCGACCGCACACGGGCCGCGCACGAGCACCAGUACGGCGAGGAGACCUACGACCCCCACGAGGACGUGUACCGCCGCCGCUGUGAGUGUGGACACGAACAGACGUACGAGAAGAUGUAG
Messenger RNA from Danaus chrysippus (African queen), 795 nucleotides. Lineage: Eukaryota; Metazoa; Arthropoda; Insecta; Lepidoptera; Nymphalidae. The record is from the annotation of a GenBank genome assembly.